AUGGUGGCUCAAACAAAUGAUACUUGCGGGGCUAUUGCAUCGGCAUAUGGCAUCACCGUGUGCCAGUUCGAAGCAUGGAACCCAGCUGUGGGAGCUGAUUGUGGUGGUCUCUGGGUGGAUGAGGCAUACUGUGUCAAAGCAGAUAUAGCGAAUACUACAACGACCACAGGUACAGACAGUGGAACUGACGCUGCUCCGGCACCGACGCAAUCCGGAAUCGUUGCCAACUGCCAGGAAUAUUAUGUUGUUAAGGCUGACAAUACCUGUGCGACCAUUGCAUCGGCAUAUGGAAUUACUGUGUCCCAGUUCGAAGCAUGGAAUCCAGCUGUUGGAGCCGAUUGCGGCAGCCUCUGGCUCGAGGAAGCCUAUUUCGUGAAAGCCGGGACCGCCAGUUCCACGAGUUCCACAACAAGUUCAGCUGCAGCAAGUGUGACUGCUCCAGCACCCAUUCAAGCCGGGAUCCCGAUCACCUGCAACGCGUACGAUGUUGCCAAGGAUGGCGAUGGAUGUGAGCUAUUUGCCUCUUGCAACGGGAUUACCGUGACUCGGUUUUGUCAGUCCAGCUCCGCAUAUGUGGAAUCCUGCUCUGAACAAUGCCUGCUAAAAGUGAGAUUCUCCUUCUGGUUAGGUGAAGCCUAUUGUGUCGGUGUAUCAUCCUAA
Penicillium daleae is the source of this 660-nucleotide messenger RNA. RefSeq names its product LysM peptidoglycan-binding domain-containing protein. The transcript has 5 exons. The record is from RefSeq and is a predicted model, not a curated record. Bases 1 to 660 code for a protein of 219 amino acids. Lineage: Eukaryota; Fungi; Ascomycota; Eurotiomycetes; Eurotiales; Aspergillaceae.